CGUGAAUUGUUACGUUGCCAGAUUCUAGGGUUUCAGAUGUCGAGCUUUUCCUCCCCAGAUCGCCAUUUCUGGAAAUAAACAUGCCUCCACACCUCCAACUAUGUACCUCCCCCUACGGCAUACCCAAUAUACUACCCUGCCUCGCCUUUUCCUUUAGUUCCAUUCCAGCGCCUCUGACUUGAUUCUUCUCCAGCGAUAAUUGCCUGCGGUCACACGAUGGCAGAAUUCUAUAACGGCUCGGCGUUGUGCGAGCCGUUCGGAGGCUCCACGAUCAAACUCUUACCUACCUCCGUAGAUAAGCUGUAAGUGGUAGGGAGGCUGUAAAAUGAGACAUCCCUCCUUGUCGCGGGAUUGACGAUGAGGAAGACUGAAUUAUUCUAAUCCUACGCGAACUGUGAGGACUCUAACUCGAGCCUCGCCGCAAAAGACCUUUGAACCGGUAGGGUCUUGGUCUUUUAGGCAUGGAAACGACCACGUCCGCAUGGGUUCCUUAUCUCUCCCCACCUGUUCCGCAGAAAUCUUCUCAUGCGCACUGAUCAGUAAAUGCAGUGCUUUAUUGGUGCCCGCGUCUUCUCGUGGAACCAAGUUCUGGUGUGGAGCGGGCCGAUGAUACUAGAAAUUUCAGAGCCUCACUAGAGGGGAGUUAGCGUCGGAAAAUCUGGUGCCUGAGGCCCUAAAAUCCGGGGCGAGUUUAAUCCGGUCGGUCUACAGCUGCCUCUACAUUCCCAGCCUUGUACCACUGAUUAAAUUCCAAAUCUACACCUGGCUAUUCACCCGCCGCCAUCCUUGAAGUGUAUCAUGAUGAAUUCCAAGUCGUCUUUCCUCGCCACUAACCAUUGCAUGUUUUGCUAUGAGCAAUUUCCGCUGCGCUUUGUAUCCGGCCCCAAUGCCUGGCAAUCUGUGGUUCGCGCCGGUAUACUCUGGAGACCUCGAGUCACCUAUUCUGCUAACAGAUCUUGCAGUGCUGAGUCUGGACGUCGAAGGCGAGGAUACCAUCGAGCUUACCAAACCGACCUACCUCCCAAGCAAUCAUUGUGAUGUCGAUGUUGCUCUGAUCGGCCAUUCACGAACAAAAGUAGUUACAAUUUCUCGAGAACUGCGAGUCAAUCAGACAUGCGAUAGUGAUCGACUGGCCUUUUGCUUUCAUAGCUGGUGCUAUUCAGUCCUAAAAUGGGACCUGAAAUGGGAAGUGAAGGAUCGUUUCGUCCCAGUCAUCUACAAACUCGCUCGAGCUCUUGCACCGGACCCAUCGAUGUGGGAGGAUAUUCAAGAAGUACGUCACUAUUUCGACAUAGCUAGAGUGAGGAUGCUCGCUUGCUAUGAGAAGCAACCGCUCUUGAUGUCGAGGUUACCCACAGAAAUCAGAGCCUAUAUCUGGUGCUACACUGGGUUUUUGACGCCAUACAGUGCCUUUGUCCUCGUGAGAACCGAAACGUCCCGUCUCGUCCGUUACCUGCGCUCACCUUUGACUCGCGGGCUGAGUCAAUAUCAAGGACCUUUCUUGUCUGCUAGUAUGGUCUCGGUUUUUGGUACGGAAUAUAUUCAAGGCUUAAUGGAAGACAGAGAAUCUAAGGGGAAUCGUCACUCGAUCGGGAAUGCGACUCGGUUGAAGUACGUUAUAAGUGUUGGAGGUCUUUGUGCGAUUCAGUUUCUUGGUGUCGAUUGGGAAGGUGACUGGAUUGGAAAGAUUCCCGCUGUAGACUGUGCCUGGUAUGGGAUUAUACGAGGAGAAGUGUCGACCCUCCGGUAUGAAUGCAGUGAUCUAAACUGCACAGGCAUAACAAUCGCUGCUGAACCUUCCACUAUUAGCCAAGUGGUGUGGGAUCAGGCCGAUUUCCCGUCCACGCUCCUGGAUCCAGAUGCCACAUUGUUUGAUUUUGAUCGAGAUGUUAUGCGUUCCGAGUCCAGAAGUGCAAAGCGACGGUUUUUCAGAUACUUGUCUUUAUGGUCCAAGGACGAGUAUACAAGGGGAAUUUCUGUGUAUAUUUCUGGACACGGCAUCGUUGGUUUAGAGGUUCAUUUCACUCGCUUUUCACGGUUAUCUGGAACUCGUAAGGGCUGUACGGUACACCUUUCGUUCUGUCAAGAUGAACGCAUAGCUCACGUGUGGCUUCGCGUUCUCAACACACCGAGCUCCGCAUUUGCCACGCCUGCGUUAGUGAUUGAAACAACACAUGGAAGACUGCACACCUUUGGAUCGUACAUUCGACCACCUAUGGUGAUUGGCAAUGGCUACAAAUGGAUUCUUCUUCAGCCCGAAGGAUAUAUCACAGGGUUGUAUCACGAAAACGUAAGAUCCGGCAUGGCAAUUAUGAGACUCGGGGUCAUUGGUGAAGGUACUUCCUCAGGAGCUGCACCUCUCCGUCCUCAAUAUCACAAUUGUCAAUUUCCUUCUCCUCCCAUUGGAACCCCGAAUGCUGGGCUCUUUUUAUCAUUCGCUGGUCUGCAUGGCUUAGAAAGAGUUGACAUAUGUCGUGUCAAGACUCGCUGCACAGGGUUAAUGAUACAUUACCUCGACGGUCGUAUCAGCGUCCUUGGGCAGUGGCAUUCCUCUUGCAACUCGCAGAGGCACUGCAUAUAUGACGGUAAUGGGCCAGCUGUUACUUGCAUCUCAUUCGAGAUGUCAAGGUACAAAGACCGUCACAUUGUCACCGAAGUUAGCUUCACACCAUUCACGGCCAAGGCCAUUUCAGAUUCUGAAUACCGAAUUUUUGGUGUCGGAGAGAAUAUAGCUUGGUGGUGCUCAGAACGUUACGACGAAGUCUCACGCUGGACCGGAGAACUCCAAGAUGUCCCAGAGGAGAGUACGAUGAAACAAAGGAUGUAAUUCUUGCGCAACUUGCAAAAGUCUCAGGUCAAAUAAAACGGUAGAGAGCGACAUCCCCUUACUCCUGCUUGAUUAUCCAAAAAUAUCAUCAAAGCAGACAUACUUAUGAUGUUUCCAAGCAGUCCGUCCAUUGUAAGUCAUUCUCCUCCAGUCAUCCUGUUUGGUCGUUCUCGACCUUCCGUUUUUGUCCUUGAAAAUGAAUUCAUCCUUCGACAUCCUAUGAGUUUUUCUGGUCACCUUGACGAUAUAGUAGUUGGUUACUGCAGUUGACGCUGUUGCUUGCUGAUUAUCUCCUAGCUCCUCCAUCUGGUCAUCCUCGUCGUGUUCUUCGCUAUCACCAAUCUCACCGCCUGUUCGCUCGUUGUUCCCACCAGCUGCAACACUCUCUCCCGACUGAAACGCCGGGGGGAAUGUUGAUGAGUUAUAAGAGCUGGCUUGGUAGUCGGAGGUUCGAUCCAUUGAUGCGGAAACUUGAUAGACUGAUGUGGGCGUUUGAUAGCUUGAUGCGGAGAUUUGAUAGCCUGAUACUGGGGCUUGAUAGGUUGAUGCUGGAGCUUGAUAGCUUGAUGCGGGAGCUGGGUAGCUUGAUGCGGAGAUUUGGUAGCCUGAUGCUGGAGCUUGAUAGCUUGAUGCGGAGCUUUGAUGGCCUGAUGC
Molecule: messenger RNA, 3481 nt
Organism: Cadophora gregata
Lineage: Eukaryota; Fungi; Ascomycota; Leotiomycetes; Helotiales; Ploettnerulaceae
Exons: 4
Coding region: 851-2827 (658 amino acids)
Source: RefSeq, a predicted model, not a curated record